Grus americana (Whooping crane) is the source of this 3168-nucleotide messenger RNA. RefSeq names its product WD repeat and FYVE domain containing 2 (gene WDFY2). Bases 144 to 1346 code for a protein of 400 amino acids. Gene Ontology annotation, molecular function: metal ion binding; protein binding. The record is from RefSeq and is a predicted model, not a curated record. NCBI's taxonomy places the organism in Eukaryota, Metazoa, Chordata, Aves, Gruiformes, Gruidae. The transcript is spliced from 12 exons.
CGCGUUGGUUCCUGCUUCCCAGGGAGCCCGCGGCGGUGCCCGGCUCCGGCAAGUCCCUCCUCCGCCUCGGCGGUGCGGGCCGCCUUCCCCGGCCGCAGCCUCCUCCGGCCGCAGCGGCGGUGCCCGCCGGCCCCGCGGCGCCCAUGGCGACGGAGCCUCAGCCCAAGGCGCUGACUCGCAAGCCCCUCCUGCUCAACAAAGUGGAGGGUUCGCAGGAGGUGGUGAACAUGGCAGCGAUAGUGCCCAAGGAGGACGGGGUCAUCAGCGUCUCCGAGGACAGAACGGUUCGUGUCUGGCUGAAGAGAGACAGUGGGCAGUACUGGCCCAGCAUAUACCAUGCAAUGCCAUCUCCAUGUUCAUGCAUGUCUUUUAACCCGGAAACCAGAAGGCUGUCCAUAGGUCUAGACAAUGGUACAAUCUCAGAAUUCAUUUUAUCAGAAGAUUACAAUAAGAUGACACUAGUGAAAAGUUACCAGGCUCAUCAAAGCAGGGUCAUGAUGAUUCUGUUUGUCCUGGAGAUGGAGUGGGUGUUAAGCACUGGACAAGACAAACACUUCACAUGGCACUGUUCGGAGAGCGGCCAGCGGCUGGGAGGGUACCGCACCAGCGCAGGCGCCUGUGGCCUCCAAUUUGAUGUGGAAACCCGGCAUGUGUUUGUUGGUGAUCAUUCUGGGCAAGUGACCAUACUCAAACUAGAGCAAGAGUCCUGCAGCCUUGUUACAACAUUUAAGGGACACACAGGUGGUGUCACUGCUCUCUGUUGGGACCCAAUACAACGAGUUUUAUUCUCGGGCAGCUCUGAUCAUUCCAUUAUAAUGUGGGAUAUUGGAGGAAGAAAAGGAACAGCCAUCGAGCUGCAAGGACAUAAUGAUAAAGUUCAGUCUCUCUCCUAUGCUCACCACACUCGGCAGCUCAUCUCCUGUGGUGCAGAUGGGGGAAUUGUCGUCUGGAACAUGGAUGUUGAGAGGCAGGAGACUCCAGAGUGGUUGGACAGUGACUCCUGUCAAAAAUGUGACCAACCUUUCUUCUGGAACUUCAAGCAAAUGUGGGACAGUAAGAAAAUAGGCCUCAGGCAGCAUCACUGCCGGAAGUGUGGGAAAGCUGUGUGCGGCAAAUGCAGCUCCAAGCGCUCCUCCAUCCCGCUGAUGGGCUUCGAGUUUGAAGUGAGGGUCUGUGAUAGCUGUCACGAGUCCAUAACAGAUGAAGAGCGGGCACCCACGGCUACUUUCCAUGACAGUAAGCACAACAUCGUUCACGUACACUUUGAUGCCACCAGAGGAUGGCUAUUGACCUCGGGGACAGACAAGGUUAUUAAGCUGUGGGAUAUGACACCAGUAGUGUCUUGAUGGUACAUCAGUGGAACUUGAAGGGUGAUAUUUACAGAAGAAACAGAUUUCCUAACCCUAAUCAUAUUGCAGAAGAUAGAUAAUGCUGGGCGCAUACGGCAGAUGAGAAAGGAACUAAUGCGUUUACAAUGAUUUUUACGUCCUCUGCUUGAUCAAGGCUGAACAUUUGCACGAAGACUCUUUCCACUUAUUCUCAAAAUACACAAGAAGGUAUUUUUUUAACUAAUGGUUUGUACGAUCUGACUUCGGUUGUCUUGAGUUUGUUUGAAAAAUCCGUGUGUGGUGCAAUUUUUAGGUUUUUUAUUUCAUUAUGUUGAGAUACUUGCUGCUUUGUACAGAGGGUUCUUGGGUUGUGUCUUACCGUGGGAGUUUUUGGUAUCAGCAUACUGUAUAAGGCAAUCGGCUCUCCCCGCAGUGAGUACCUAUUGAUUUGGGAUCUUUCUGCUGACCAUGCCCUCUUCAGUGGAGGAGCUCCAGGUGCGGCGUUGUGUUCUCCGGGUGCAUCACCAAGGAGCUGAUGGACUAUUGCAAUUCCUGAAAGGGCUCUACCAUCUACUCAUCCUAGCGGACAUCAUCCAGAGAGCAUUUUAUUGGUUUGUAGUAGCUAAAAUCCAGCUUCCUGCCUCUUUCCUUGCUGCACAAGUCACAAAACCAGGGGGCCAGGUUGCUUAGCAACUAAUUUCUACAAAAACUGAAAUAGUUUUCCGGCUCAAAGCAUUACAUGGAGCACACAGACCCGUUUGAGUUUGAUGAGGCUGACAGGCUGAUUCAAAUUAAAUUAUUGGCAACAGGAACUUUUGGGAGUGUGUGCAUAGAGGGGGGGAAGGUCUAAAACUGGUCUAGGUCUGAAAAGUCUGGUUUACCUCUACCUCUACCUUGUGCAGCAACAUUUCAGCAUUUAUACCUGUCUGUGUUGUUGAAGAUUAAUUUGAUUUUCCUGUUUUCCAUAUGGUUACUCAUAUUUAUUUUUUCAAAUGCUGAUGGUUUUUAUUAAUUUCCUCUAUAGACCAGAAACUGAUAUUGCUGAAUGAUGCCCAUUUUCCUGUUGUCAUAUUUUACAUUUAAAUUUAAAUAAAAAGUAUUUAAAACCCUGGAUUGACCAAAAUUACCUUUUUAGAAGGACAUUGUCAAGAUGAAUAAACAAAAAGCCCUUUUUUUCCAAAGGGAUCUUCUCGGAAGGGUCAGCUCUCUGUUCCUUUAAUCCAUUUCACUUUUUAGCACGCUAUUGCUCAUGUGCUUCAAAGAAACUGGUGUGGAGAAUAGAACUGCAGACCAGACCUACGGCUUUCCUGUAUCUCCAAUUUAAGCAGGCCUUGUGGUCUGUAGCUGCCGUGACACAGCACAUCAGUGGUGCUCAGUCUUGCCCCAAUUUUGGACUUUACUUUUCCCCUCUAAAACAGGGAGGCCAUGACAUUUACCACUACAGAGCACAUUGCUACCUAGAGAAGCUUUGUGGUUUUGCUUGAGUGAUAAUGCCAAAAGAAAAUAAAGUUUCUCCAUUUUUUGCCUGGUGGUAAUUCACUUUUGAGGAAACAAGAAGGUUAACAGAAUCCAUGGCAUUAAUUCUAGACUGGUGAUCUGCCGCAGUAAAGGGUGAGUGGACUUCUGUGUGCGUGGUGCAGGACUGCUGUGUAUUUUCAGGGAAAAUUCUCUUUUCAAACAUCCUAUAAAUUGUGCUUAAGCAUUUUGCAGUCAUGUUCUCUAAAAUGAUGCCACCUUGGCUUUCCUGGUCAUACAGCCUGCUGUUGGUUCCCCUCUAGGCAGCAUAUUCUAAAGCAUAUUUUCAAAUAUAAUUCACACAUCAUUAAAAAGAUUCUUUUUC